AUGACUCAGGAGCUACCCAAGCGGCCGGCUUGGGCUGCUGCCUUUCUGCAGCAGGUGUUCUGUUUGGAAGCCGCCUGCAAGGCCUGCAGCAGAGCCAGGUGUGGCCCCUGCAGGGACAUCCUCUGUGCCCUCCAUGCCAGAGUGAAGCAGCCCCGGGCGCCUGGCUUCAGUCAGAGCAACCCUCUCAGUCACCCCAAAGAGGGCAAAGCAGCAAGUGGGGGCCUGAGCAGGACAAGCGGCUCCGUUGCCACUGCCCUUGGGGUGGGAGCACAAGAGCCUUUCGGCCACGUGCAGGGAGAACCCUCAGGGGUCGUGUGCCCUUCUGUAUCCUGUGUAGCUAUGAAGCUGGAAAACACCCACCCCGAGCCACAGCUGGAGUUCACCGUCGCCACCGAGAAGGAAUUUGACGAGAUUCUGGCCAUGUCCAAGGGCAUCUAUGGAGGUCUCGACUACCUCCCGAGCCGCUACCACUCCUGGAUCCGUGAGCCCAACCGCACCGUUGUGCUGGCCAAGAAGAACGGAGCUGUGAUCGGGCUCCAGUCUGUCUACAUUGUAGAUGCUGGUGAGACAGUCCUGGUGGAGGGGCUGCGUGUGGCACCCUGGGAGCGUGGCAAGGGCGUCGCAGGCCUCUUGCAGCGCUUCUGCCAAGAGAUGGUGAAAGAGAAGCACCCUGGUGUCAAGGUAUGCCGCCUGACGAGGGAUGACAAGCUGGGACCCAGGGACUUCAAGAAGUAUCGCGUCAUUGCGAAGCAGGGGAUUCUCCUGGUGCGCUUCAACGCCCAAGACCUCCUUUCUCGCCUGGACAUCCUGGUGCUGGCGCUGGAGGAGGGGGGCUUCUGCCCAGAGCCAUCGGAGCUGCUUGUGGCUGGCGAAGUGGCCGAGGUCGUCCUGCGAGAGUCUUUCCGCACCGAGGUUCUCCCCAACCAGACGAUCAUCCAAGACUGGCAGCCCUUCAAGGCCACUGCAAGCAACCUGAGCCUCCUGCAGAAGAAAGAGCUCUGCUGGGUGGUAGACAAGAAGUCCUGUCCUGUGGUGGCCACCCUAAGCACCCGGCCCUUCUCCAUCCCGUUGGGCGAAGACUGGUUCUACCUCAACAUCGAUGUCUUUGGCCAUGCCCUGGCCCACAUCAAGAGCCAGCUGAUCCACCACCUCCGCCUGCAGGUGCCCGGCCUCCAAGGCAACGUGAUGUGCCAGCUCUUCCUCGAACCAGCGCUGUGGCUAGAAAUGGCAGAAUUCUGCCAGGCGGCACUGGGCCUGCAGCUGGCCAAGGACUACACUGAGCAGUACCUUCUGGAGUCUGACAUCUAG
Eublepharis macularius is the source of this 1308-nucleotide messenger RNA. It is a transcript of the gene NAT16, whose product is annotated as N-acetyltransferase 16 (putative). The coding region runs from base 1 to 1308 and encodes 435 amino acids. The record is from RefSeq and is a predicted model, not a curated record. NCBI's taxonomy places the organism in Eukaryota, Metazoa, Chordata, Lepidosauria, Squamata, Eublepharidae. Gene Ontology annotation, molecular function: acyltransferase activity, transferring groups other than amino-acyl groups. The transcript is spliced from 4 exons.